UCUUUCUUCGAAAAACGGAAGAAAGAGGAGUCAAUCGGUCGGCGCUCAAUCGUUGCGGCGACGGAAGUCAUCUGUGAACAAACGAUUGCCUAAUGCGUUGGGCGACCUGGAUGAAGAGCAUGGCUCAGAACAUAUGCUUCCUCCAGUGUACGAUGGGUCCAACUACAAAAGUCGAGAGCCUUCCAUUAUUUCAAACCAUGAAAGUGGUCGCAGUGACAUUGAAGCACCUGCAGUCCCUCCUCGUAUGAAGAUUCCAUUCAAUGUUCGAGUGCGCUUUGUUGUCUGGAGAAUAUCACAGGCACUAUCAUCGUACGAGUGUAAAUUCACCAUCAAGAUGGCAUUGGCUGUGUUUGUGUUAGCACUGCCUGCGUAUAUUCCUUCGUCGCAAGAAUGGUAUGCUAGUGUUCGUGGACAAUGGGCAGCUGUCACUGUAAUUGCCAUUAUGAACCCCACUACCGGUGGUACUAUCAACGGCUCUUUGUGGCGAGUCGUCGGCACGCUGAUUGGAAGUUUCAUGGGCUGGGCUGCCAUUGCUGCUAAUGGUGGCCCGUACGUUAUUGUAUUGUUUGGCUUCAUACUAUCACUGAUCUUUUUCUACGUCCAUUUGGCCACUUCGUACAAUCGAGUCUGUAUUGUAGUGAUGACUGCCUUUGAAAUUGUUGCGGUGGCUGGACGAGUCAAUCCAUUGCCGGGGGAAACGACAGAGAUGAUGGUAUUAAAACGUACCGUCACCAUGAUUGUCGGCAUUGGAGUGGCUCUUAUCUUCAGUUGGCUGCUAUGGCCGUUUGUGGCAAGGCAUCAGUUGAAGAAAUCAUUAGCAGAUGUCAUCUAUGAGCUAGGAGAGUAUUAUGCCUUCAUCAUCAGUGCAUUUCUUUACGAUGACAUACACCGUGUUCACUCUCCGGAUGAUAUCAAAUCAUGCGAAAAGCAAGAACGAACUUUGCAGAGAGCCAUUGUUGCCUGCCGCGAAUUACUUAAACUCACGCUCCAUGAGCCUGGUCUCAAAGCCCCAUUCCCUACGGACUUUUACGACGAAAUGAUCACUUCGACACAAAACUUACUGGAUCGACUUUGUAACUUAAAAUGUGCGGUGGUUGAUAUGCCCGUUGAAGUGCGAAGAAAAACCAUCAACCCAUCUGUGUACUUAUACCGUCGUGAUAUGACUGCUGCGCUCUUGCUUCAUUUCCAUACCCUAUCUGUUUCUCUCAAGGCCAAACAGCCUCUACCAGCAUAUAUGCCAUCAGCUCGCCUCGCACGUAUUCGGUUGAUGAAUCGGCGACGAGAACACCAUCACGACAGCACCGAUACCAUGGUGCAGUUCAAGUAUUUGACGUGGUUUGCCAUGGCUUCAUCGUCCGAGGAGAUCAUCGAAGAACUGGAACACUUGACUAUCCUUAUUCGAUACAUUACUGGCGAAUCCAAAAACUCUCACCUAGUCAGGACCAGUGGCGUGCGUUUGCAGGAGCGGCAAAAGUGCAAUAGAGGUUUUUACGACGUGGAAGGGAACUUUUAAAUUGCCCCCCCAUCUUUUUGGUAUAUGUAAACUGUAAUUUGUAAUUUAUAAUAGCAUGACGUUUGUAAUGUUACCAGCUACAUCAUGACAAAAACGCAAUGUCACAUUUCCAUGGGUUGAUUAGUUGAGGGGAGAAAAAUAUUGAUUUGCAUUGAAUUGAUGAAAAAGUGGAAUAUAAUACAGCUAAAGAAAGAUUGAAAACACAGCUAAGAGAGUGGACAGAACAAAGUUGUAUAACAGA
This is a messenger RNA of Umbelopsis ramanniana AG, 1754 nucleotides long. RefSeq lists its product as uncharacterized. The transcript is spliced from 7 exons. The coding region runs from base 134 to 1513 and encodes 459 amino acids. The record is from RefSeq and is a predicted model, not a curated record. Lineage: Eukaryota; Fungi; Mucoromycota; Umbelopsidomycetes; Umbelopsidales; Umbelopsidaceae.